Molecule: messenger RNA, 6709 nt
Organism: Eupeodes corollae
Lineage: Eukaryota; Metazoa; Arthropoda; Insecta; Diptera; Syrphidae
Gene: Pkn
Product: serine/threonine-protein kinase N
Exons: 12
Coding region: 1581-5885 (1434 amino acids)
Biological process (GO): protein phosphorylation; signal transduction
Molecular function (GO): protein serine/threonine kinase activity; ATP binding; small GTPase binding
Source: RefSeq, a predicted model, not a curated record
GGUUGGCUGCACUGCCUACCUCAAAGCAACAUGUCGUACUCGUAAAGUUGAAUUUUUCUUUUUUGAUACUGUGGAAUUUUUUUAAUUUCUCUCAAUUUGAUGUGUUGUACCUUUUUCUAUAAAUUAAUUUCAAAGUUUAUUAUCGUUUGACCCUUUUAUAAUCCGAUAAACAAAUCAAUUUAUUCGUUAAUUUCUUCUGAAUAUUGAAUAUUUGCUUUGCAAAACCCUCCGCUCAAUUUAUUUUCAUUUAAAAUAAAGAAGAUAAAAAAGAAAAACGCGAAAACGAAAGACGUCGAAGAAAAAGAACAGAAAAAAAACGAAAAAUCUGCUGCGAAGCGAAGCGACUGCUGCUGCUGCUUCUUCUGCUACUGCAGUCCGGUUGUGUGUCCCUCAGUUGGACCUGUGGAUUGGAAUUCAAUUGAAUUUCACGACAAAUUUACUAAAAAAAUAAAAAAAAACAAAAGAACAACUUCGACAAUUUAAACUUAAACUCCAUCGCAAAGAAAAGUGAGAAAACGCGAGUGAAAAAUAAGAUAAUUCAAGAACAGAAUUCACAUCACAGAGCAUCGCUGUAUCUGCUGUGAACUGGAAAUCUGUGUAUUUUUUUGAUUCUUGGUGUCGGCACAGAAGCAUCCACCAAGUUUUAUGGAAUCACAGUAUGUUAAUAGUUGAUGAGACAUUCACCGCUACCGUCGUCGCCUUUGCCGCUGCCUCAACCUUCGCCAUCGCCAUUAUUGUCUCCUCCUUGUCGUCGCAGUUGCCGUAAACCUCACCGUCACCGUCACUAUCACCAUCGUCGUUGUCGUUGUCGUCGUCGUCAUCUUUGUUUCAUCUCUGGUGAAUCUAUAAAUAUAUAUUUCUCUUGUUUUUCUUGUCUUUGAAUUGAAUUAAAAAGAAAAAGUGCCAAAUCAGUUAGUAGUUCGUUUUUUGUUUGUAUUGUUGUUUAAAUAAAAAGUUAACCCCCUCGGGCUACCCUUUGAGUUGUUGGAAAAAUUAAAUUCCCCCCGGGAGGUGCUCAGUUCGACUCAACUUGACUCGGCAAUCGUGUUUCCCACUUUCCGUGUCUCCCACCAUUCGCCUCGCGUUUAUUUUGUGUUGUUGUUGCCAUUUUUCUCGUUUCAAUUACUUUGACUUUGAGAUACAGCACUGUUUUGCUGUUCUGAGAGAAGCACCGAGAGUUACGCCAGAGAACUACGUCGAGUUCUGAGUUCUGUGAACCGACGAACGAACCGACCGACACCCAGUCGAGGAACGGGAAAGGGGGAAAGGACACCUCCUGCUCCUCUACUAUACUCUUCACUCGUAGUCAAAAAAUUGAAACCGCGCUAAAGUGAUUCUCUGUUUCUUUGCCUUUAGCUCUGGCUUUGGACGUUUUAUUUUGUUCUUUGAUAAAUACAAAAUAUUCGCGCGUCGCGCGUGUCUUUGUUGUCUCUGGGACUGCUGUCGCUGUGUGCCUUGGCUGGAACUCUUCAUCGCAGGAACCACCUCAACAGUAAAAUCCACAAACUCAAACUCAAUUGCACAUCUCAGUCGGUGGGUCGUUGUCAUCGUGGUCUUCUGUCUUCAUCGUCGUCGUCAAAAUGGCGGACUCCUACUAUCAGGGCGAUUACAUAAAACACCCAGUCCUCUAUGAAUUAAGUCAUAAAUAUGGAUUCACAGAUAAUUUGCCAGAAAGUGCCCUUCCAAAUCGCUUGGAAGAAAUCAAAGAAGCCAUUAGGCGUGAAAUUCGCAAAGAAUUGAAAAUAAAAGAAGGCGCCGAAAAGCUACGCGAAGUGGCUACGGAUAGACGUUCCUUAAAUGAUGUUGCAUCGAUUGUUAAAAAAAGUAAUAGCAAAUUGGCUGAAUUAAAAUCAGAAUUACAAGAAUUGGAAAGUCAAAUAUUAUUAACACAAGGCAAUACUGUCACGAGUAAUGGGCGUGAUAUUCUCUACUCGUCGCUUUCACCAUCAAGCGGUGGUGGCAAUGGCGGCGGUGGAAAUGCCGAACUGACAGCCAAUGAUAAAAUGCUUAUGUCACUAGAAAAACAACUCAACAUCGAGAUGAAAGUUAAGAACGGUGCCGAGAAUAUGAUUCAAUCGAUAUCGAGCGGCCACCAUGGUCGCGAUAAGAAACUCUUAGCCGAAGCUCAACAGAUGCUUGCCGAUUCGAAGGCGAAAAUCGAAUUCCUUCGAUUGCGGAUACUCAAAGUUAAACAGAACAAAGAUCAUAUGUGUAAAAUUAAGGCAGCUAACGAGGAGAAUGGCGGUUUGUGCGGUGAUGGUAGGCCACAGCGUUUGGAAACGUCGCUGGAGGAGCGAAUCGAUGAGCUGAGACAUCGAUUGCGGAUUGAGGCAGCCGUCGUGGAUGGAGCUAAAAAUGUGAUACGAACCCUAAUGAAUAAUAAGGUUCCCGAUAAAAAAGCUCUGCAAGAGGCUCAAGUUCGAUUAUCCGAAUCAUCGCGAAAACUGGACCUGCUGCGGCUCUCGUUGGACCUUCGCCGACAAGAAUUACCACCCGAUUCGCCGACAGCUCAACAGCUCAAAACCGAGCUGCAAAGUGUUCAAGCAUCGUCGCCAGUUCCGGUAACCUACACAUCGUUGCAACCCUUCCAAGGUGGACUGGGUGGUAAGCCUUAUCAUCAAGUGACAUCGUUGGGUCGUUGUGCCUCGGUGACGGGCAAACUCGAGGUCCGUCUUAUGGGCUGUCAAGAUCUGUUGGAAGAUGUCCCUGGGCGAUCGCGCCGCGACAAAGAUAACAAUUCAAGUCCGGGUGAUUUGCGAAGCUUCGUCAAAGGUGUCACCAGUCGUAGUUCUUCGAAAAGUUACAGUGUCAAAGAUGAGACUUCAUUUGAAAUUAUGGCAGUUAUAAAGCUUGACAACACCACAGUUGCUCAAACCUCAUGGAAACCUUGCUCCCAACAGGCCUGGGAUCAGCGAUUCUCAAUUGAUCUAGAUCGUUCGCGAGAACUCGAGAUCGGUGUGUUCUGGCGUGACUGGCGUUCGUUGUGUGCUGUGAAAUUCCUUCGUCUCGAGGAAUUCAUCGAUGAUGUGCGACACGGCAUGGCCCUGCAACUGGAACCGCAAGGCUUGCUCUUUGCCGAAAUAAAAUUCUUAAACCCCAUGAUUUCCCAGAAGCCAAAACUGCAACGUCAACGAAUGAUCUUCAAUAAGCAGCAAGUUAAAAACAUCCCGCGUGCCAAACAAAUGAACAUCAACAUUGCCACCUGGGGCCGUUUGCUCAAGCGAAACCAGCCCAGCAAUCAAAACGAUCUGCCAAUUUCUCGAACCCCAUCGUCGGGUACUAUCGAUGGCGAACCCUACACACCCGGUCAGCAAGCUUUGAACUUGGAAUAUGAUCCGACAGUUGCCGAAACAGAACAUGUCGCCACUCCCGGUGAGAAUCCAGAUCUCAGUGUGGCCGGUCUAAGUGGUGCCCGGCCCCUAUCGAUGCAGGGCAUUGCUGCUUUGCCACCAGAAGUCUCACCCAUAACAGCGAACCUUAACAAACAGAACAACAAUCAAGGAGGCAUUGUAUCUCCGACAGGCCUUCAUUUGCAAAUCAAUCAGAAGUCAGCAGCAGGUAGUAAAAAAUCGAGCAGCUCCAAUCAGAUGCCAAGUCCACCACCACAGGUACCAAUAGGAUCGCCUCCAACUCUACAGAAGAUGGACCAAGAGUUACAGAGUGCUUUACGAGAAUUUGAAUUUCUCAACCAAAUGGAUUCACAGCCCUCAACAUUACAGCGACCGCCAACACGUCAACAAUUACAACAACAACAGCAGCAACAACAACAAUAUCUCGGUUCAGCUGCCCAACAGCUGAUGCAAUAUCACCAAUCACCAACGCAACAAUAUUACUCCGAAGCCGAACAGUUUAUACCCCAAACAGUCCUCCCGCCCCCACAACACCAUCAGCAGGUCCCAUAUGACAACAGCACCACUAAUUCCUCCAUCAGCACUGCCAUCCCGCACGUCACCAAUGCCGUCCAUCAAGUCAUGCCGAUGAACCGUAAUAGUAGUAUUAGAAAUAGUUUUAACAACAAUAGCAACACCAACACCAACAUCAAUACCAAUAACAGUGGCAGCACUGUUGGCGGAGUUGUUGGUGCAAAUGUCGGACCCUAUCACCGACCGGUGCUAAUGAUGCCACCAGUGAUCCUGAUGGGCGGCAGUGGUGGUGGCAGUGGGGAUGGAAGUCCAAUUAUCGAGAUGCCACCAUCGCCGGUGCCGAAUUCUAUGCCAAUUGUUGAGUAUCCGGAUGAUGACGAUGACUGUAGUAGCCGGGUCAUCAACGACAGUGAUAGAUGUUGUGUUGAGGAUAAAUAUUAUAUAAACAUUGUACAUAUAACAAUUCAACCUUAUUCCACUGACAUGCCUGAUACAACAAAAACAACAACUAGUACUACUACUACUCCUAUUUCUUCUCCUUCUUCUACCUCAAAUGAACAGAUUAUACCACAGUUUGGUAAUUUGUCUGUCAAUAAUAAUCAGCAACAGCAGCAGUACGUGCAACCAUCACCGAUUGUUCAGGAGCCACCAACUCCACAAUAUCAGUCACAUGCCCAGCAAUUCCCACAGCCAACCCAGAGGCAGCACUAUCCUCAACAGCAGCAACAUCAACCAAUCUAUCAGAAUCAAUUCGAAUUGGGAGUUGUUGGAGGUGGUAGUGUUGGUGGCAGUGGCAGUGGCAGUAUUGCAUCCGGAGCCAUGCCACCACCACCCCCAAGUCAUGUUCAUGCUCAGCCAUCUAAUACUGGUGCAGGAGCAGCAGCAGUAGCAGCGGCAGCAGCUGCAGCUCAACUUGCUGCUGGUAAUGCAGGUGGACGUCGCCAAGUCGCACGUGGUCUUCAGUAUAGAGACUCGGCGUAUGAGUCACGCCGCCAAUCACAAUCCCAUCAGCCAGGAAUGCUAUCAAUUGAGAACUUCCGAAUGCUGAGCGUGCUGGGACGAGGACACUUCGGCAAAGUUAUCUUGUCGCAACUGAAGACAAGCAACGACUACUAUGCGAUUAAGGCCCUCAAGAAGGGUGACAUUAUUGCUCGCGACGAGGUGGAGUCGCUGCUGAGCGAGAAGCGGAUCUUUGAGGUUGCGAAUGCUAUGCGACAUCCUUUCUUAGUCAAUUUGUAUGCAUGCUUCCAAACUGAGCAACACGUCUGCUUCGUGAUGGAGUAUGCAGCUGGAGGUGAUUUGAUGAUGCACAUCCAUACGGAUGUCUUUUCGGAGCCAAGAGCUGUGUUCUAUGCUGCUUGUGUUGUCCUGGGACUUCAGUAUUUGCAUGAGAACAAGAUUAUCUAUCGUGAUUUGAAGUUGGACAAUUUAUUGUUGGAUACAGAAGGUUAUGUGAAAAUUGCAGAUUUUGGACUAUGCAAAGAAGGCAUGGGCUUUGGUGAUCGAACUGGAACAUUCUGUGGUACACCUGAAUUUCUGGCACCUGAAGUUCUCACCGAAACGUCAUAUACCAGAGCAGUUGAUUGGUGGGGUUUGGGUGUAUUGAUCUUUGAAAUGCUUGUUGGAGAGUCACCAUUCCCGGGAGAUGACGAGGAGGAAGUAUUCGAUUCGAUUGUUAACGAUGAAGUACGAUAUCCAAGAUUUUUGUCAUUGGAAGCUAUUGCUAUUAUGAGAAGGCUUUUAAGAAAGAAUCCUGAACGACGCCUUGGCUCAUCGGAAAGAGACGCUGAAGAUGUGAAGAAACAAGCUUUCUUCCGUUCAAUUGCCUGGGACGACCUGCUUUUAAGAAAGGUUAAGCCGCCAUUUGUGCCAACAAUUAACCACCUCGAAGAUGUUUCAAACUUCGAUGAGGAAUUCACAUCAGAAAAACCCCAAUUGACACCGCCAAAGGAGCCGCGACAUUUGACUGACGAAGAACAAUUGUUCUUCCAUGAUUUCACCUACACCGCCGAUUGGUGUUGAAAUUAAUUUGUUUAUUUUUCUUGAUUAUAAUUAUUAUUAUUUUUCUUUUUCAUUUAAACUUUAAUAUUUAUACAUAUAUUUACUAUAAAAGAAAAACACUGCUCCUCAACUAAAUUUGUAGCCGUUUUUACAUUAAAACAAAAAAAAAAAAUAUUUAAACAUUUAAGAUACUAUUGCUAACUUUUAUAAAAUAAAAAAAUACAAUUUAUUUUUCAUAAAACAAAAAGAAGAAAGAAAGAUUGAGAAGAAAAAGGAGAAAACACCAAUUUAAAAAAUAAAAACAAAUUACGUUUAAAAUAAAAAUAAAAUAUUUUUAAAGUGAACUAAAAAUGAAGAAAAAAAAAAGGAUAAAUCUUCGAGUAUUUAGCAUUUGUUGAUGUAUUUUUUGAAACAAGAGUUAAAAAGAAGAAUUUAAAAAUAAAAUAUUUUGCUUGACUUUUUGUUUAAAGCGAUAAAGUGUAGUAGUUAACAAAAUAUGAUGGAGACGUAAUAUUAUUAUAAUAAUUAUUAUUAUUACCCUUAUAACUAUAUUAUAAUUAUUAAUUUAUAACAAUUUUUAUUUCUUAUUAAUUAAAAUUAAAUGAAAACAAAAUACAUGAAAUUAAAAAUAAAUAUUAUAUAAAUAUUCUUCAUUAGCAACUAUUACUCUAUCACUACUCUACUUCAACUACCAAUUUCUUCUUAAUACCGUAAUCGUUAUACUAUUAUUAUAUUGUAUGCGUGAAUAUUAUUAAAAAUAUUUAAAUUUUUGUUUCCUUGUUCGAAAAAAAGCUAAAAAAUUAUGAACUUUUUGAAGCUACAUUUUAGGAGUCAAAUUAUUUUUC